GAGGAAAAGACAUUUGAGCUAGGUUUUGCUAGAUGUUUUUAAAUAAAAUGUUUUUCUUCCAUAAUGAAUAUGAAACAAUUAGAAAAAAAAUGGGAAAACUGAGUUUUCAAGGAUGAGUUCUUCAGGAAAAAGCCAAAGCUUUUAGAGAAAUUGGAUUCAUUCAUUCAUUCAUUCAUAUUCAUUUAGCAAAUAUUAAUUGCCUUCACUCCAAGCUAGAUUCCAAGAAUCCAACAAACGCUACUUGCCAAACGGAACCUGUUGGCUGGCGGGAUGAUAAGAGAUCAGACAGUUGCCACACAAUGUUAAAAGUGCCAUGAAAAAGUAAGCAUAGGGUGAUGUGGAAGCACAUGGUGCCUCUAAUCUGGACAGAUGGAAGAUACUGAGAUUUACAGUUAGGCAAGGGUCAUUUUAAGCACUGCCUUAUUGUAUUUGUAUUUAAUAACAUUUCGAAACAUGGAGUAGAAGGAAAAGUGCAGGCAAACUAUAAGAAGCUUCCAGGGAUGUGUCUAACUUUGCAAAUGAACAAAAAUCUAAUGUAGACAUAUCCUGGAAACUUCCCAUAAUUUACCUGCACUUUUCCAUUCCAAAUGUAGGUUUGGACAUUUAACAAACAGAGGCCUCAAAGGGUUAUCCUGUUAAGAUUUUAGUAGAUACAGCAGGGGCUUGAAGGAAUGUUGAUUCCAUAUCUCUUGGCCUCCUUUUAUGAAUCCAGUUCUGUGCUAGCUCUGUGAGUAAAUGAAAAUGCCUUCAAAAUUGGGAUGCCAGAGUUAGCCAGCAAAGCAACAAAGGAACACGUAUCAGCUAAGUGUGGGAAGGGAAAUAUGUACCAGUCGCUAUAUACUUUCAUACGUCAUUUUAACCUCAUAUCAACUCUAUCAAUUCAGAUAAUGACACAGGGUUAAAGAAUAGAGGCUGAGCACCUGGCUGUCCACAGACACAAUGAGCCAGCAGGAGCACCGCGGCAGCGCCCGGGGCCCUCCGAGAGUUCUGGCCUUAACGCCUAGAAAUGUGCCAUUGUCUCCUGUGUUUCUCGUUCCCGAUUCUCGUCGGGAACGCCACUGGCUAGUACCGUGCCUGGCCCCCAGUGCUCAAUCCCUGGUAGUUGGGAGGACGAAAAGGAAAUCCCUCUCUGUUCCGUCCUCACCGCAGCCCUGAGCCAGGCCCUCACACGGAGGCCUCCAGAGUUAAAGGCGCUCUGAGGAGAUGCAAGUUGUGUCCAAAACCUCCCACUUCCGGGUCUCCUGAACGUCCCAAAAAGUUCCUUAGGCCCUUAGGCGUUAGGCCAACCCCAGGCCUCGACUGGCCCCGCCCACUCCCCGCGGCCGGAAGUGGCGGCGCAGAGCGCAGUAAAUGCGUGCCCGUAGGCGCGACCUCGGGCGGUUGGUGGGGCUACUGGGUCUUACCAGUCCGCUGCGUGAGUCCCGGAGGGGGGGUUGCCGAGGAAACGCCUCUCCGGCGUCCUUCCCCUCCCCGGGGUCCUUUGAACCUAGUUUGGCUGGGACUCGCCUUCUGGCGGCGCGGAGGAUUUCAAGGCCCUGACGCGCGGCCCUGAAUUUCCGGAAGUGGGGUCCACACCGCGCAGUCAAGAUGUGCUCGACGCCCGGAAUGCCGGCGCCAGGGGCCUCGCUGGCCCUGCGGGUAUCCUUCGUGGACGUGCAUCCCGAUGUGAUCCCGGUGCAGCUGUGGGGGCUGGUGGGCGAGCGGCGGGGCGAGUACCUGCGGCUGAGCCGGGAAAUCCAGGAAGCGGCGGCCACGCGCGGCCAGUGGGCGCUGGGCAGCGCCUCGGCCUCUCCCGGCGAGCUGUGCCUGGUGCAGGUGGGGCUUCUGUGGCACCGCUGCCGCGUGCUCAGCCGGCAGGCACAGGAGAGCCGUGUCUUCCUGCUGGACGAGGGCCGCACCAUCACUGCCGGCGCAGGCUCGCUGGCGCCCGGGCGCAGAGAGUUCUUCAACUUGCCCUCGGAAGUGCUGGGCUGCGUGCUGGCAGGCCUGGUGCCGGCAGGCUGCGGCGCGGGCGCGGGCGAGCCGCAGCACUGGCCCGCCGACGCCGUGGACUUCCUUAGCAACCUUCAGGGCAAGGAGGUGCACGGGUGCGUCCUGGACGUGCUGCUGCUCCAUCGCCUAGUCCUCCUGGAGGUGCCCGAUGUGUUCCAACAGAUGCGGGAGCUGGGCCUGGCCCGGCGGGUGCCCGACAGCCUCUUCCGUUCGUUGCUGGAGCGCUAUCUCACAGCGGCCACUGCUAGCGUGGGCUCUGGGGUCCCGGUUCUCUCGCGAGUCCCGCUCAAGCAAAAGCAGCCUGGUCUGGAUUACUUCUAUCCCCAGCUGCAGCUGGGCGUGACGGAGCCCGUGGUCGUAACCCAAGUGUGCCAUCCCCACCGCAUUCACUGCCAGCUCCGCAGCCUCUCGCAGGAGAUCCACCGCCUCUCUGAGAGUAUGGCCCAGGUAUACCGGGGUUCCACAGGGACAGGGGAUGAGAACUGCACCAGCGCCACCUGGGAGGAGAGGGAGGAGAGCCCAGACAAGCCAGGCUCUCCGUGUGCAUCCUGUGGCCUGAAUGGACAUUGGUACAGAGCACUCUUGCUUGAGACUUUUCGGCCCCAGCGCUGUGCCCAGGUGCUUCACGUGGACUAUGGAAGGAAGGAGUUAGUGAGUUGCAGUAGCCUUCGGUACCUGUUGCCUGAAUAUUUUCGAAUGCCAGUGGUGACCUACCCUUGCGCUUUGUAUGGACUCUGGGAUGGUGGGAGAGGCUGGUCUCGGUCACAGGUUGGUGACCUGAAGGCGCUGAUACUGGGCAAGGCAGUGAAUGCAAAGAUUGAAUUUUAUUGCUCCUUUGAGCAUGUAUAUUAUGUCACCCUGUAUGGAGAAGAUGGGAUUAAUCUGAACCGUGUGUUUGGAGUACAGUCGUAUUGCUUGGCUGACCGAGUCCUUCAGAGCCAGGGAACAGAGGAAGAGGAACCAGAAACAUCUCCUCAGUCUCAGUCUCCUGCUGAAGAAGUAGAUGAAGAGAUUUCACUCCCAGCCUUAAGAUCUAUCAGGUUAAAGAUGAAUGCCUUCUACGAUGCACAGGUAGAGUUUGUUAAAAAUCCUUCUGAGUUUUGGAUUAGAUUGAGGAAACACAAUGUCACCUUCAGUAAGCUGAUGAGGAGAAUGUGCGGUUUCUAUUCCUCUGCCAGUAAGCUGGAUGGUGUAGUUUUGAAACCUGAACCUGAUGACCUUUGCUGUGUCAAGUGGAAAGAAAAUGGUUAUUAUAGGGCCAUAGUCACCAAGUUGGAUGACAAGAGUGUGGAUGUAUUCUUAGUUGACCGAGGCAAUUCGGAAAAUGUGGACUGGUAUGACGUAAGGAUGCUGCUUCCUCAGUUUAGGCAGCUGCCAAUAUUGGCUCUGAAGUGCACCCUAGCUGAUAUUUGGCCUUUGGGAAAAACUUGGAGCCAGGAGGCAGUUUCCUUUUUUGAAAAGACUGUGCUCCACAAAGAAUUAGUCAUCCAUAUUCUUGAUAAACAGGAUCAUCAAUAUGUUAUUGAGAUUCUUGAUGAAUCAAGAACAGGGGAAGAAAACAUUAGUAAGGUAAUUGCCCAAGCUGGAUAUGCCAAGUAUCAGGAAUUUGAAACAAAGGAAAAUAUCCCGGUAAAUGCCCACUCCCCAGGGCAUGUUUCAAAUCAUUUUACUACGGAAAAUAACAAAAUACCUUUUGCCAAAACUGGAGAAGGAGAGCAGAAAGCCAAGAGAGAGAAUAAAACCACAUCUGUUUCAAAAGCUUUGAGUGACACAACAGUUGUGACAAAUGGUUCAGCUAAACCAGUUGUGCAGGAAAAAGUGAAAAGAGCAUCUGUUUAUUUUCCUCUUAUACAGAAUUUCUUGGAAAUUAAGCCAGGCUCCUCUUGUAAAGGAGAGCUGGAAGUUGGAAGUACAGUAGAAGUCAGAGUGUCUUAUGUUGAAAACCCUGGCUAUUUCUGGUGUCAGCUGACCAGGAAUAUACAAGGACUUAAAACUCUAAUGUCUGAUAUUCAGUACUAUUGCAAAAAUAUAGCUGCUCCUCACCAGGGAAACACCCCUGCUUGUUUGGCUAAGCGAACGGUAAACAGACAAUGGUCCAGAGCGCUCAUUAGUGGGAUACAAUCUGUGGAGCAUGUCAAUGUAAUAUUUGUAGAUUAUGGAGACAGAGAAAUGGUAUCUGUGAAGAAUAUUUAUUCAAUUAGUGAAGAAUUUCUCAAGGUUAAGGCUCAGGCUUUUAGGUGCAGCCUUUAUAAUUUAAUUCAACCAAAUGGUCAAAAUCCCUUUGUUUGGGAUGUAAAGGCGAUACAAGCUUUCAAUGAAUUUGUAGAUAAUGCAUGGCAAAAAAAUCUAGAAUUAAAAUGUACGGUAUUUGCUCUGGCUUCAAUUAAUAAUGAAGAACUGUUUAACAUUGUGGAUUUGCUAACACCCUUUCAGAGCGCAUGCCAUUUCUUGGUAGAAAAGAGACUUGCGAGACCAGUAAAACUUCAGAAGCCUUUGGAGUCCUCUGUUCAGCUACAUUCCUACUUCUAUUCUACGCAUGAUAUGAAAAUUGGAAGUGAAGAAUUAGUGUAUAUAACGCAUAUUGAUGACCCUUGGACAUUUUAUUGCCAGCUGGCAAGAAAUGCAAGUAUUUUAGAACAGUUGUCAUGUAGUAUUACACAACUAAGUAAAGUUUUGCUGAAUUUAAAAACAUCUCCCUUGAACCCUGGAACCUUGUGCCUUGCCAAAUAUACUGAUGGAAACUGGUAUAGGGGCAUAGUAAUAGAAAAAGAGCCAAAGAAAGUCUUCUUUGUUGAUUUUGGGAAUAUUUAUGUAGUAACAAGUGAUGAUCUGCUUCCAAUACCUAGUGAUGCAUAUGAUGUCUUACUUUUGCCCAUGCAAGCUGUCAAAUGUUCAUUAUCUGAUAUUCCUGAUCAUAUACCAGAAGAAGUGGUGUUGUGGUUUCAGGAGACUAUUUUAGAUAAGUCACUGAAGGCUUUAGUUGUAGCAAAAGAUCCAGAUGGAACACUGAUUAUAGAACUAUAUGGUGAUAAUAUUCAAGUUAGUGCUAGUAUUAAUAAGAAGUUGGGGCUACUUAGUUACAAAGAUAGAAUAAGAAAAAAAGAAAGUGAACUGCUCCCUUCUACAAUUGAAAAUCUUGCAGAAAAAAAUGAGAAUAUGAAGUUGCCAUGUACAGAGUAUUUAAGUAAAUCAGUAGGGAACAAGUUACAUAAUAAAGAAAUUUCGGAACAGUCAUAUAAACCUAAGAUCAACUCAUCAUACAAGGAACUCAGACUUUUACAAAGUUUAACAAAAACAAACUUAGUCACUCAAUAUCAAGACACUGUGGGAAAUAAAAAUAGUCAAGUGUUUCCAUUAACAACAGAAAAGAAAGAAGAAAUUUGUGCUGAGACACUCUUGAAAACAGCAAGAGUAGAAGCCACUCUUUCAGAGAGAAAAUUAGGAGAUUCAUGUGACAAAGAUUUACCUCUGAAAUUUUGUGAGUUCCCACAGAAGACUAUAAUGCCUGGAUUUAAAACAACUGUAUAUGUUUCUCAUAUAAAUGACCUUUCAGAUUUUUAUGUUCAACUAAUAGAAGAUGAAUCUGAAAUUAGUCGUCUUUCAGAGAGAUUAAACAGUGUUAAAACAGUGCCCGAAUAUUAUGCAGGUCCACCUUUGCAAAGAGGAGAUGUGAUAUGUGCUGUUUUCCCAGAAGACAAUUUAUGGUAUCGUGCUGUGGUCAAGGAGCAGCAACCCAAUGACCUUCUCUCUGUGCAGUUUAUAGAUUAUGGCAAUGUUUCUGUGGUUCAUACUAACAAAAUAGGUAGGCUUGACCUUGUUAAUGCAGUAUUGCCAGGAUUGUGCAUUCAUUGCUCCUUGCAGGGAUUUGGGGUUCCUGACAAUAAAAACUCUAAGAAAAUGAUGCAUUACUUUUCCCAACGGACCAGCGAGACUGCAAUAAGAUGUGAAUUUGUAACAUUUCGAGACAGAUGGGAAGUUAUUCUUGCUGAUGAACAUGGGAUCAUAGCAGAUGACAUGAUUAGCAGGUAUGCUGUCAGUGAAAAAUCUCAAAUAGAACUUUCUACCCAAGUAAUUAAAGGUGCCGGUUCAAACUCUGCUAACAAAUCAGACGUUGACACUUCAGUAUUUCUUAACUGGUAUAAUCCAGAAAAAAAAAUGGUAAGAGCUUAUGCCACUGUGAUAGAUGGACCCGAGUACUUUUGGUGUCAGUUUGCUGAUACAGAGAAACUUCAGUAUUUAGAAGUAGAAGUACAGACUGCUGGAGAACAGGUAGUAGACAGGAGAAAUUGUAUCACAUGUCCUUAUAUUGGAGAUCCUUGUAUAGUAAGAUACAGAGAAGAUGGACAUUAUUAUAGAGCACUUAUCACUAAUAUUUGUGAAGAUUAUCUUGUAUCUGUCAGGCUUGUGGACUUUGGAAACGUUGAAGACUGUGUGGACCCAAAAGCACUCUGGGCCAUUCCUUCUGAACUUUUGUCGGUUCCCAUGCAAGCCUUUCCAUGUUGCCUCUCGGGAUUUAACAUUUCAGAAGGAGUAUGUUCUCAAGAGGGAAAUGACUAUUUCUAUGAAAUAGUAACAGAAGAUGUGUUGGAAAUAACAAUAUUAGAAAUCAGAAGGGAUGUUUGUGAUAUCCCUUUAGCAAUUGUCGACUUGAAAAGCAAAGGUAAAAGUAUUAAUGAGAAAAUGGAGAAAUAUUCUAAGAUUGGUAUUGCUAAAAGUGCUCUUCCCUAUGAAAAUACGGACUCGGAGAUAAAGCAGGCUCUUGGGUCCUGCAAUCUUGAUGUAGGACUUAAGAAAUUAAGUAAUAAAGCUGUCCAAAAUAAAAUAUAUAUGGAACGGGCAGAUGAGCUUGCUGAAAGAACUGAAAAAGAUGUAAACAAUAUCGGAACCAAACCAAGUAACUUCCGUGACCCUAAAACUGAUAACAUUUGUGAAGGUUUUGAAAACCCCUGCAAAGAUAAAAUUGAUACUGAGGAACUGGAAGGUGAAGUACAGUGUCAUCUGGUUGACAAAGCAGAGUUUGAUGAUAAAUACCUAAUUACAGGAUUUAACACAUUACUACCACAUGGUGAUGAAACAAAGGAGAUACUAGAACUGAAUUCACUUGAGGUGCCACUUUCUCCUGAUGAUGAAUCAAAAGAAUUCUUAGAGCUGGAAUCUAUUGAGUUACAGAAUUCUCUGGUGGUGGAUGAAGAAAAAGAGGAGCUAAGCCUGGUGCCACCAAGUAUGCCACUCUCCCAAGAGUGUGUCACAAAAGGUGCCCUGGAGCUAUUUACAGGGCAGAUUCCUCUCACCUGUGAAGCUGAGAAACAACCAGAACUAGAGCUACCUACAGCCCAGCUGCCUUUAGAUGACAAGAUGGAUCCUUUGUCUUUAGGAGUUAGUCAGAAAGCACAAGAGUGCAUGUGUACUGAGGACGUGAGAAAGUCAAGUUGUGUAGAAUCUUUUGAUGACCAGCACAGGAUGUCAUUGCAUCUACAUGGAGCAGAUUGUGAUCCUAAAACACAGAUUGAAAUGAAUAUAUAUGAAGAAGAAUUUAUAGAGUAUAAAAACAGGGAUGACAUUUCAGCAUUGAUGCCUUUGUUCCCUGAGGAAGAAAGCAGUGAUGGAAGCAAGCACAAUAAUGGUUUACCAGAUCAUGUCUCAGCUCAACCACAGAACACCUACACUCUGAAAGCCUUUACUGUUGGAUCUAAAUGUGUUGUGUGGUCAAGUCUAAGAAACACAUGGUCUAAAUGUGAGAUUUUAGAAACAGCUGAAGAAGGAACAAGGGUUUUGAACCUUUCAAAUGGUAUGGAGGAGAUAGUGAACCCUGAGAAUGUCUGGAAUGGCAUACCCAAAUCGGAUAAGCGUCCACCUGAGAAAAGGGGUUUGGAGGUGAUGGAGAUUUAAUUGUGGAUCUAUAGCUGUGGCCAAUCAGUCAGAAGCUGCCCUCGAACAAGUGGCAUCUUACCCAGACCGACAGAAUAUUUGAGAAAAUUGAAAACAUGUAACCACAGGAAGUUGUUAUUUUCAAAAACUUUUAUAUAGGUGGAAAACAAAAUAGGUCUCAGGUUGACAGUGGAGUGUAUUUAUAGUGACACUGUUGUAUAUACGGAUCUGGGAUCUUUCCUCUUUAUUGUCUUAUGUUUCUAAUUAGUUGGAAGGAUUUAUUUUGCUAAACAGUUCACUAACACAUUACAUUUCAAAAAACUAUUUUGGUACCUUUCAAAUACAGUGUUUACAUUAAAAUAGAAAAAUAAAGCCUCAUGACAAGUACAUUAUUUGAUUCUACUUAGGAUAGCUUUUUAGCAGGAUCUCCUUCAGAAUUUUUGUCUUGAUUUUGAAUCUUUGCCUGUUUGUCUAAACAUUUGACUAACAUUCUGUUUGAAUUUGGAAGUAUUCUAAUACAAGAUUUGAAUAAAGUUUAUCCUUAAAUAAAGUUUAUCCUUAAUAUGAUGGUCUCAGUUUAUUAAAAAGGAAAUAGAACUCUUAAAUAUACUUGGUUCCAUCUCUCCUCUAUAAUGGAGGAUUGGGGAAAGCAGAGUAAUAUUAAAUGUUAGUUCUUAUGUAUUAGUCACUUAGCUUGUACUUUAAAUGCAUUUUUUCACUUUAAUCAUCAACUUUGAAGUGCAUAUCAAUAUUAUCCAUAUUUUAUAGGUGAGAAAAUUGAAGCUUCAUAGAGAGGUUAAAUUACUUGCCUAAGGUCAGAUAGCUAAUGAGUCUCAGAGGCUUGAUCAAGCCCAGACCUACCUAACUUUAAAGCCCAUGACUUUUUAAACAUGAUUUUGCAAAGUAUAGAUCUUAGCUUUUGGAAACAGAUCUUAGCUGUAUGCUGCUUAACAGAUAUGUGACAUAGGCAAAUUAUGUAAUAUUUUGAGAUUUGAUCUUCUUCAUCUGUAAAGUGGUGAUGAUAAAACCUUUCUUGCAGUGUUUUUUAAGAUUAGAAAUAAUUUAUAUAAAGUCCCUGAAAAGGUGUAGGCAUUUGGUAAUUGUUUCUUUUCCCUGAAAAAUACUCAGUGUGUACUAUGUUAGGUUAUUUCUUUUUAACCUUAACUUAUUAGAUAUUUUCAAUAGUUAUUUUCUCCUUUCAGCAUCAGCAUGCACCACCAACAAAAGAGAUUGUAAGAAAAAAAAAAGUGUUGAAUGGCACAUCCAUACAGUUGGAAUGUUUAUUUCUAAAAUAAAUGGGGAAAAAAGGUUUGCUAAAUGAGACUGGGGUAAAGGUGUAUCUCUGUGAAGCAUUAUCAGACUCUGAAGCCUAAUGGAAAUAGAAUUAUGAACCUUAAAAACCAGGUAUAAUUUCAGUAAGUAGAAGGGAGAGAGGUUUGCAUUAAAAGUAAUUGAGGUAGAUGGGUAUAUUACUCCUGGAAUAAUGAAUAAACAAGUUUGGCUUACUCGUAUAGACAAUAUAAUGUGAAUUGUCAGGAGCAAAGCUCAGAGAAGAUGUGUUAGGGUCAGAUUAUAGGAAGCCUUCAGUUUCAAGCUGAGUUUAACUCCCUAUUUUAAAACAUUGAAUGGCUACAGAGGUAAAAUUUCUCAGAAUUAGUGACUUUGCACCUGACGCUACUAAGAUAGGACUAGGGUACCAAAUGAGUGGUAAAAACUUUUAUAUCCCUUGGGAAAUAAAAUCAUUUUCCAUGAUUCCCAUAUUUAUAAGUGUAUAAAUUCUUAAGCUAUAUUUUUACCUCCAUUUAAUUGUGUUACUCUGUUUUACUACUACAUAUAGAAUUGAAAACAUAAAAUUAAUUGGAAUAUGAAGAAGCUAAAUGUAAUUCUGAAUGUUUUAUUAUCCUUCACAGCCUUUGUGUGAGUACUAAUGUAUUUUAACUGGAAUCCCUGCUAUAUGCUGUAAUACCUAUGGAACCUUUCUUUAGUAAGUAGAAUGCCUUAAAGAAUUAAAGAAAAUGCCAAAAAUUACCAAUUUUCUCUAAUCCACUGCCUUUGCCUCAUCUCUAAUAUUCUUAACCCUUCUCCACUCCUCAUUUAAUCAUCAUUUGAAUUUGUGUAGUACCACCAAUCCUGUGCUAAAACAAUGGGCUUUUGCUUGUUCUAAUUUUUCUUACCAUGACCAAAAGUCAAAGAAAAGUGCUGCCAAAUUCUACCUAGAAUAUCGUGUUGCUAAAAUUAAACUCUACCACCCAUAGUAGAUAAUAAAAAGCAAGAAAUUCUGUUUUUACUGUAUGUUUAGAGGGUCUUGUAUCAUUGCAACAGGUUUUCACUGGCAUUUUGCCUGUUUUAAUCUACUUGUCUGUCAAAGUAAUGUAAAAGCAUGUUUUAACUUCGACACUAAAAAGGAAACAUCUUUGUAAAAUUAAAAUUUAGGCUGAUAUGAA
Macaca mulatta (Rhesus monkey) is the source of this 10304-nucleotide messenger RNA. RefSeq names its product tudor domain containing 6 (gene TDRD6). The record is from RefSeq and is a predicted model, not a curated record. NCBI's taxonomy places the organism in Eukaryota, Metazoa, Chordata, Mammalia, Primates, Cercopithecidae.